UGAUUUUCUCUUUCUCUAAGCCUAUGUCUAUGCAAUUCCUACUUAUUUUACUAUAUAACAUAACCUUCAAGUGAUCAUAAUAAAAACAUGAAUUGACUGUUAAUAACUUUUUGAAAUCAUGCACACUUCCUCUAUCAAUGAUUUGCCAGAUGAAAUAUUGGAAUAUAUUCUUAGUUUUUUACCUCCGUAUGAAGAUCUAGAUCAAUGUAUGGUUGUUUGUAAAAGGUGGCAGAAAAAUGUGCAGAAUGUGAUUCGGCACACUCGAAACAAAUUCUAUCGAGCUAUAAACAACUUUGACGUCAGGUGGACUAGUCUUCCCUCAAGUAGUAAACAGGUCACCAUUACUAAGCGCUAUUCUCACUCUGCUUGCUAUCACGAUAAUGCUCUUUAUGUAUUUGGUGGCUGCACCUGUACUUUUACAACAUUCAAUGAUCUUUGGCGUUUGAACCUGUCUACCCGACAAUGGGAUCGGCUGCUAACCCUGGGAACAUACCCCUCACCAAAAGCUUAUGCAACUUUAGUGCAUUAUAAAGAGUCAAUGAUUUUAUUUGGAGGUUGGACUCAUCCAUUACCGUACCCCUUACAUCAGGCAUGGAAAACAUAUAAUGAGCUUCACAUUUAUGAAACUCUGGACAACAGAUGGAGAGCAAUUAGUUCGCUUGCUUCUCCUCCAGCAAUGGCUGGACACUCUGCAACAGUCCAUGACAAAACGAUGGUUGUUUUUGGUGGACUUCAUGAACGGAAUGGAAGCUCAAAUGAUGUCUGGUGCUUGGAUCUUGAGAGUUUUGCAUGGAUGAAGCAAUCUACAUCUGAUGAAAAGCCAGUUCGAAGAUAUGGUCAGUCCCAGAUCUACAUUGAUGAGAACAAUUUAAUGAUAAUAGGCGGCUGUCGGGAGAAACCUUUCAAAGUGUUGUCGGAUGUCUGGCUUCUUGAAAUGAGAGAUUCUGUUUGGCAAUGGCACGAGAUAAAUGUAAGGAAUGUGCAGUGGGCUGCAUCUCAUAUUUGGUGCAAUCCAGCCAGCAAAAUUGGAGAUAUUGUUGUUGUUCUCAGCCGUAACCCUAAGAUGGCCCCUGAAUUUUCCUACUCAAAAUGGGUUCCCAAUCCACCACAUCAGCGGUCGGCUGAUAGAUUACAGCUUGAUGUUGAGUAUGUUCCCAACUCUAUCCGUAGAGCUUCUGAGAGUGUUGUGACUUCCAAACCAAUUGACAGGGAUAUUAAUGUGAAUGGACGACGUGGCAGUUUAUCCCGCAACAGUGAUAGCCUAGGGGCUUCAACCACCAGCUCACAAGCAUCCUCAAGUAGAUCUUUGAAUGGCACCAUCAGCAGACCUGAUAGUUGCCAGCAAAAUUUAGGUGACUCGCCAGUUUUGAGGGAGAGAACUCGAAGAAUACCUGAUGUAAGCAAUCAGUCAUCAAAUGCAAUGGCAGCUUUUCGCGAUGCUACUCCAUGUCACGCUACUAGUCGCCACCGAGAAAAACAGCUAGAGGCCAUCAAAAGAAUGGAAGAGAGAAUAUUGAAAAUAAAAAAUGAUGCAUCUAAACCUGUCAAAAUCAGUGAAUCAGGACCCUCAAAAAUGGCCAUGUUUGUCCUAGAUAUUUCAAAAAUUGUAACACAUAAAUAUGUUACAUGGUUACCUAUCAAAACAGUUGCUAGCUGCAGUCCUGCAAAUACCAUACUGUACUCCUUAACAUUGGGGAACGGUGAGUUAAUAAUGUUUGGAGGCAUUCAAAAAGAUCCUGCUUCAAUAACACAAAUACAAAACAACACAGCACAAGCUCCAACCACUAAUUCAGUUUCCAACUCUUUGCAUUUUAUCUCUGCCAUAAGAGGUGUUAUUUAGAUUCUAACUGUGAUAUUUUUCUUAUCUUUAGCUUAAGUAAGUGUGGAAAAACUAUUCAUCUAAAGAUUGCGCUGUCUAGUUCUGCUUAUUAGAAGCAGAGUGAGAGGUGGACGUAUUUAUGCUAAAAGGAACCAAGUAUGUGCAUAAGGUUGUCAUGCAACAUACUUCCUUAAAGCAUGAACACGUCAAUGUGAACACAUUCAAAUGUGAGACGGUUGGUUCCGAUUUUUCCUUCUUUCUUUUUCUGUUAAAGUUUCUUGCGCUUUUAAAAUAUUCUUGCAAAGCUGCCAUCAGCUAUGUAUGCAUAGCCUCUAGAGUUUCCUCUCAUUUUUGCUUAUGGACGGCUGUAACUCAUCAUUUUUAAAUGGAAAUGACUCUCAAUGACAAAUACAAGGAUCAUCGGAAAUGCAAAGUCCGCAAUUUUGUACCUUCCAAACUGAAAGAGCUAAAUAAUAUCGGUGAAGACGUUUAUGAAGAUUACCCUCAGCUCUUCAAGUCCAAGAUUUUGCAAGUGGAUCAAUAAAGUCGAGAGGAAAUUCAAUUUUAAUGAGACCCAAGCCUAAUACACAUUGGGAGUGGCAUCACAUACGCUCUUGACAUCCCAGUGCAUUGAAUACAUUUUAAUAAAAUGGUAACGUACGUACCCACAGCAUGUCACUACUCAGUAAAAUGCCGCUCAAAUCGAGAUGCAACCACCAUUGGUUAUCCACCUGGACAGAGACCAACCAAGGUUGAUUGAAAGGAGGUUGGUACAUCCAGCCAUAUUGAAGACGCACUAGUGGGAACUCGAUUUGGCGCGCAAUUCAAACCGCUUGUUUUGAUAUGCUGCUUAUGGUGUUUCAGAGCACCCGUCUACUAUCUUUUUCUCGGAAACGGCCGAGAAUUGAGCUUCGGGACAUUUUCCAGGGGAAAAUCGACCCGAACAAAAGCAAUAAAACUAUUUUUAGUCUCCCGAAACUCGGGGAGGGGGGGGGUAAAGGGGGAACCCCCUGGUUUUCGCAUAUUUCUAAUAGGAAGGGUAUGUAUUGACUUCGGAUCCAAAGUUUAUGGCCAGAAACAAGAACUGUUUGUUUUAUGAUUUUUUUCCCCGAAACUACAUUUUGCGACAUCUUCUUCAAUCGGACACUGUAGGCAUCAAAAUUAUCCAAUUUCCAAAAUCUAUUAGUCUCCUAAGAGAAGAAAUCAAUACCUUUUUGUUGAUGUGGCACAUGACUCCCGUUGACCCAAAAUUAUGAUGUUCACGACCCCCUGAAAAUGUUGGGCCUUGGGAGGGCCGUAAGUUGAAAAUUUCAAAUAGCAAAGGUAUGUCUUACUUCAGAUUUGGAUUCCACGAGAAAAGUUGCGUAAAAUUAAGACGGCAUAUGGCCUAUUUGGCCCACCUUUUUUUGCCCCUUCUUUCCUGCAAAAAUACACGGCUCCAUAUGGGGAAAUGGGGUCCAAGGAUAAUUUGGGUAAUUUUCAUUGAAUUUUUUGGGGUCUAUGCACAACUGGAAAUGUUCGUCUCGAAGCUUAAUUCUCGGCCGUUCUCGAAAAAAAGAUUAGACGGGCUCUCUGGAGCACCCGCUUUAGAAACAAAGGCAGACAUUUCAGUAUCAAGCUCUCGUCAAUUCCUGAAAAGUUAUAAGUAUUAAAUCUGUAUCUUGACAAAAACCAUAUGACCACCAUAGAUUUCUAGACAUACUUAGUUUUCCUUUAGAUAUGCUGGAAAGUACAUUAUGCUUGACUAAAUAAGUAAAGCAUUUUAAAAUAUCGUGAUAAUACUAAAACGCAUUCCAAAAAAUGUUUCAAAUGUGUUCAAUUAAUAUGUAUUUUCAUAUACUGGUACAAUAAAUUAUGUGUGCAUAAAAAAUUGUUAAUAUUAGCAUCAGUUUGCUUGCGUGCAACUCGCUUCGGACACGUCCAUUCAAACUUCGCACCAAACUCGGUACAGGUGAGAACUCGAGUUCUCACCUGUGCGUCAUCAACUUGGCGCAGAAAUGGGCGAUUGUGCUGACCUCCCUUCAAUUAACCCUAGAGACCAACCAAUAUCUUAUACCUUGGUAGGAGGAUGGUAAAUUGGAAGAUGGUAUUGGACCAACUAUCUUUGCCAUGGGCCCUCCUUAUAUUGUGCUAGUAGGUGGCAGCAAAGUUCCUCCUCAGGACAACGAUCUAGACACUAAAGAUAGGGGGAUCCUAUGCUACGCCAACGGUGAAUAAUGUGACUUACUAGGAGCAACCAUGAGGUUAGGACGAGGAUAGUCGGUUUUUAUGACUUCUUAUGGGACUGUUGCUAAAUACUGACUUACAUCAAAUUCGCAACCAACUGUUUGAAAAUCUAUGUCCUGAUAUGAAACCCAGCUAUUCUUCAAGUGAGUUUACGAUUAAAAUUUCAAUGCUAAAUCGUUUAUCAUAUUAACUCCUGUGAGAUCCCGUGUUUUUGAGGUUAUGACGAGGAUAGCAAUCGGACAUUUCAUUUCCACUCCCCGCUCGCCUAUCGAACGACCGCUCCAUGAGUGUUAAGUUUUCUCGUAGGCCACCACCAAUCUACAGUUUCUAGAUCGUUGCCUCAGGAGCAAAUAGUGCUGAAAAUUUGUCGCUUCUCAGAUUCUCCACUUUGGUUUGGUGUUUCUCUCUUAAUUUUUGAUUAGCCAAUCAGGGAGAAAAUCAAAUUUUUGCAGCAAUUGGCUUUUGCAAUUCAGGUUCCUCUUUCAACAUAAUGUCAGAUUGCAUUCACGGCAAAAGUACCGUACAUUAAAAUCGUGCCCCUUCCUACCUUAUAUGCUGAGCGAACAGUUCAACAAUAGGGAUGAAUAUUCAGAGCAUAGAAUUUAAAAAUUUGGUACUUGCACGUAAUAUUAUGAACUUUUUAAAGGAGGCUCAUCAUAGUGAUGCGUUGUAUUGGAAAACUCGGUUGAUCGGCUUGGAGUCACUUUCCAGACCUAUACCAAGUGUAAGUCACGAAUUUUUGUUUGAACAAAGUCUUUAGGAACUAAUUAAUUAAUAAUGAAAACCUAAAUAAAUCCUAAUGAAUGAAUCUUUU
Molecule: messenger RNA, 4859 nt
Organism: Bemisia tabaci
Lineage: Eukaryota; Metazoa; Arthropoda; Insecta; Hemiptera; Aleyrodidae
Gene: Fbxo42
Product: F-box protein 42
Cellular component (GO): SCF ubiquitin ligase complex
Molecular function (GO): ubiquitin-like ligase-substrate adaptor activity; protein binding
Source: RefSeq, a predicted model, not a curated record